Molecule: messenger RNA, 1952 nt
Organism: Aspergillus eucalypticola CBS 122712
Lineage: Eukaryota; Fungi; Ascomycota; Eurotiomycetes; Eurotiales; Aspergillaceae
Product: F-box protein
Exons: 1
Coding region: 482-1831 (449 amino acids)
Molecular function (GO): protein binding
Source: RefSeq, a predicted model, not a curated record
CAAUUUGAUCAAGUACAAACAAGUGAGAUCUCUAUACAUUUCCAUUUUGAGUUCCUUCCCAUGGAGGUUCCCUGGCUACUAAUGGUCGUGGCCCGGCCCGCUGUCCAAGGUUAAUUAAUUUGUAUUCCACCAACAAACUCUCCAACAAACUCAUCGCCCAUUCAGACUGGUCGCUACUGCUGCUCCCCUAAAAUCACCACCCACGGCCAUGCCGGUGACACCUAAAAGAAUAUUUAUUCUCCAUAGAACGGCAGGAGCAGGGGAGGGACGUAUUCAAUCCAUGCAUGUACGUUGGUUUUAAUCAACUUUAGGGGGUUGAUGAUAGGUGCAUCCACGGUAGGCAGCAGAGGUAGGUGCCUGGCGACAGUGAAUGAAUGAUUGAAUGUAUGAUUGCCUCGACAGUAUAUAGACGCGCUCUCUCUGCGUUCCCCAACAGCCUGGUAAUAUCAACACAUCGAAAACCCUCUCUCUCUCUCUCAACAUGUCCAUCGCUUGUCUUCCCAUUGAGUUGGUGAGGAAAAUCUGCACCUAUCUGCAGCUACCAGCCUGGUGUGCGCUUCGACUGACUUGUCGGUCGCUCUACAAUAUCACUCUCGAUUCAUUUCGACGCGUCUUCCGCAGCAUCUCCGUCUUGUGCACCUCCGGCGGACUGUGCCAACUCUAUGAGCUUUCCAUGCACGAGGGCAUUCGCCAACAUGUCGAAGAACUCAGACUUGUCCCGGAGCUAUUCAAUGGCGAAUAUGAAAUGCAUCCCUAUGGUUUCGCGUAUUGGGACUGUAUUCGAUUGGCCUUGAAGAAACAGCGACAGCAGCAGCCUGAGGAGGAGUACUCAGCUUCGGCCCAUGUCUCGCAAUACUAUCAGGAUUUUCACUUCGUCAUGAAAGAUCAUCGACGCAUACUGAAGUCGCCGACUGCCAUCCGCGUUCUCCGACACUGUAUGGGCCGUUUUGUCAACGUAAUUACAGUCGGGUUACGAUAUCGCCCUGCCGAAGGAAGUCGUGACUUGAUAUGUCUAGGCUGGCGCAGUCUAACAGACGACCUCGGCUUUCCCCCCAAGUUCCCCAAGGAAUUCCGCCGGCACGAAGGGAUCUCCAGAGAGCAGGAUCGAGCUUUCUGCAUCCUUGUUAGAGCCCUGAUUGCGAGUGAUCAGAACGUGAAGCAUCUGUCAACCUGUGGCAAGCCUUGCUAUGGCGUGGCGCUUGCCAGGCUGAAGCUGACUCAAAAAGAAUGGACAUCCUUUGUUUCCCUCAUGAAAGGCUUGUUGAAGAUACACCUUUGUCUGGAGGGAACACAGGAGGGCGACCAUCCAGAACGUCCCCGUGAGCUGUUGACAGCCGUUGGCCCGACUCUCGAGGUACUACGAUAUCAAUUUGACUCCAUCAACGCGUCUUACCCCCCUACAACUUUCCCCAUUCUUGAGAUCUUCCCGGGAAUACAUUUUCCACGCCAGCGCGAAGUCCGUUUGCAGAAUCUAGUGGUCCCGCCGGAAGCCCUGAUGGAAUUUCUUCGUGCUGUAUCGCCUACCUUGACCGACCUGAUUCUAAAAGCAGUCAGUCUAGCCCCGCCUGACGAUCCGUACGGCCCUUUGCCCCAAGAAGACACCCCAGGGGAGACCAAGCACCGUUGGCAGCAUGUUUUGGAAUCCUUUCACGAUGAGCUGUCCUUGCACUUCCUUGUAUUGCAGGCCGUUAUGUUUAAGCGUAAUGUGCUGGAAAUUGAAGAUGAGACAUACACCUGGGGCCCGCCACAUAAUCAGGAUACGGCUGCUUAUAACGUUGCGCGAACUGGCCUUUCCUUCCACGAUUGGGUGAACCAGCUACGUUUAAAAUGACUGCUAACUUGCUGGCCAGUAUGCUAGAGCACUUUUUACUGUCAGUAGCUAGGGUGUGUGCGUGUGUAGUGGUGUUUUACUAAGAAACUAUCACCUUUCAACUCUCGUGCACUACAAGCUU